This is a messenger RNA of Caenorhabditis remanei, 1125 nucleotides long. RefSeq lists its product as uncharacterized. Gene Ontology annotation, molecular function: calcium ion binding. The record is from RefSeq and is a predicted model, not a curated record. The coding region runs from base 1 to 1125 and encodes 374 amino acids. The transcript is spliced from 5 exons. Lineage: Eukaryota; Metazoa; Nematoda; Chromadorea; Rhabditida; Rhabditidae.
AUGAUUUGCUCUAAAAGCCUUCUUCUCAUUUUAUCAAUUCUGAUUGUUUCUACUGAAGCUGGAAGAUAUCGAAGACAAGGAUUACCGACACUCGGAGGAUUGGGAGAACUCAAUGAUCUACUUCCAUGCAAUGCAUUCACAAGAUGUAGUGGAAAAGGAUUGUGUCUCGGAACUGCAAAACAAUCCACAUGUAUGUGUUUCCUUGGAUGGUCUGGAGAUUCAUGUGAUUCAGUUGCAAAUCUUAUGGAUCCAUUCAAUCUUUUCUCCAACAACAAGAAUAACCAAUUGUUCCCAAAUCUUUUCCCAACUGCCAGUUCUUUAAACUUGUUGAAUAAUCCAUUCGGUUUGGACGAUGACGCAUUGGAAAUGUGUACAGCAAGUGAUUGUAACGGGAAUGGAGUUUGUGUCGGAUCCAAAAAGGCUCCACUGUGUCUUUGUAAUCUUGGAAAGACCGGGUUCAAGUGUGAAAGUGAAAUUUCCGGACUUUUGAAUAUUGAUCCAUCAGCUCCCAUUACCUUCUGUUCUCCCAGUGAUUGUAAUAAUAAGGGUCUCUGUUUGGGCACUAAAAACAGUUUUUCGUGUGCUUGUCAAAUCGGAUACACUGGAUCCAGAUGUGAAAAGACUCCAGUGACUCUUUGUGACGCCCGUGAUUGCAGCUCUAAUGGGUUGUGUAUUGGAUCAAAAGAUUCGAUGACUUGCGCUUGUUACCUGGGAUAUUCUGGAGAAAGAUGUGAAAAGAUCACUGGGACAAUUUGUGAAUCAUCCGAUUGUAACUCGAAUGGAAUUUGUAUUGGAACGAAGAAUUUGAAGUCGUGCAUCUGUGCUCCAGGAUACUACGGUUCAAGAUGUGAAUCCAGAUUCACUCUUCUCCCUGGAACAGAAGCUCUAUUCUGCGAAUCCAAAGAUUGUAAUGGAAAUGGAAUUUGUCUAGGGAACAAGCUUCUUCCAAGUUGUAUUUGUGCUCCAGGAUUCACAGGACUUCGUUGUGAACUCGAGCCACUGUGUACUGGGGCUCUUCAGUGCUCUGGAAAUGGUUUGUGUGUGGGGUCUUUGAAGUCAUACAGCUGCACUUGUAAUCUUGGAUGGACAGGUCCUAAUUGUGCUCAAAGCACACUUCUUGGUUAA